This is a messenger RNA of Fusarium vanettenii 77-13-4, 4380 nucleotides long. RefSeq lists its product as uncharacterized. The record is from RefSeq and is a predicted model, not a curated record. Lineage: Eukaryota; Fungi; Ascomycota; Sordariomycetes; Hypocreales; Nectriaceae. Gene Ontology annotation, molecular function: serine-type endopeptidase activity. The coding region runs from base 1 to 4380 and encodes 1459 amino acids. Gene Ontology annotation, biological process: proteolysis. The transcript is spliced from 8 exons.
AUGCCGUCGAAACACAGAGUGUUGGCCGAACUAAAAAGGGCCCUGGGAGCCUUUACAGGGCGCAGACAAGCCCAGCAGCUGAAGGAGGUCGAAACGUGUGAUGAUGCGAGCCAGCCCUUGGAGCCAGGCGAGGAAGAUUCAUUCCCAGCACAAGUAUUGUCACAGACGUUGCGCUCAUUUGCAGAGGUAGAUGUCGCGCAGUUGGCUAUAUCUCAUGGAGGUGCGGUGCCACCCAACGUCGAGCAACAAAUGCUCCAGAUUAUUGAGAACCAUGAUUCAGGGCUCGAGGCGCAAAAUAACACCAGUCCCCUUCCUUCGCUGCAGGCAUUGGGCGAAUAUAACAAGGUUUUUGACAUGCUGGAUGAUCUUGAACCGGCAAAUGUGUCCCCGGCCUUGACACCUGAACAGGAUCACUCUGAAUCCCAGCUCAGGAGCGAGGAAUUGUUGGACCCGCGGGUUCAAAACUGUCUCCAAUUUCUUUUUACAGGCCUAACAAAGCAGCUCGGACCUUGUGAUCUCAGCGCCGAGUCGAAACAUCGUCAUACCGUGAGUCUACAUCUCACUGGUUUCAGAGACCAGAUCGAAGAUCAAUCACACCGGGUCUUCGGUUUUUAUCUAUCUUCACGACUUGACUGGAUCCCGUGUCGGUGGCUGGAGAGUCGGGAAAUCCUGGAGGCUGCGAAGCCAGGUUGUGGCCUAAUCCGGGACUGCGAGGAGGCCAAAAAGCGGCUGUGUAUACUCCUGGAAGAACGACAGGGAGGUCGCCUCCUGCCCCAACCGGAUGAAGCAGACUGUUAUGCAUCGAUUUCCACUCCUACCAUGUCUCUCGGUCAGCUACUGGACACUCCCGGCCUAAACCGUCAGUUUCCAUCUGCCGAUAAUCCCAACAGGUUUCUUCCACUUGACAGGGCCACUCUGUGUCUGAACCUAGCCCUUUCUUUGCUCCAACUCUCCCAAGACGAGUGGCGACAGAUUGUAUGGUGCCCUGAGAACAUCUUCUUUCUCAAGAACCCUUUGUCUGGAGUUGUGGAAGAAAAAACAAAGCCAUACUUGUCUUGGGUUGUUAUGUCGACUCCCAGUGUGCAGGAUAAUGCGAGAGACAUGGGCGAACUUGCUUGCGACUCUCAUCUCCUUCACUUUGGGCGACUCCUUAUGGAAAUCCAUGCGUUUGAAAGAAUCGAAGAGCCAGUCCAUGGUCUUGAGUUGCAAACAACCCUUUUGAUGGCAAUCCAAGACGAGAGAAGCUACCUACCUCAGGAUAGCGCCUUUGUCGCCGCUGUCAAAGCCUGUUUGAGCCUGGAAGGGAAGAUUGCUGCGGCUGGAGGAGGUGGCUCCAGCCAAAUCCGAGACUUUAUCUAUCGAAAUAUUGUGGUCAACUUGGGAUGUUCAGUCGCCGGAAAAGAGAGGCCACAAAACCUGUCCAGGUGUUCUGCAUUAAGCAAACACCUCGCAGUCAACAGUGUCUGUCAAGAAACGAUGUUAGACUAUGACAGCAAACUCGGCAAAACCCCCAUCACCAUCAAGUUAGUUAGCCCUCUGCUGAUGAUUAUGUACGGGCAAACAAGCGGGUUAACCAGUUUUAGUUCAUCAACAACUGCCAGGAACUUUUUGAAGCAGAUGGACGAUUGGCUAGAGCUCAAUAUCAAGCCGCUUCGACCCAUGAAACCGCCAGAAAACAAUACUCACUCCCAGGCAAAGAUCAAAAUUGCCAUCAUUGACAGUGGAGCUAGCAUGAUAGACGAUCGCAUCCGAGCUGCCGUUAGAGGCAAGAAAAUAAAGGGAGGGAGGAAUUUUCUGCCUUCGGCAGACCCUCAUGACUGGGAUGACGAUUGCGGGCAUGGGACAAUUGUGACCCGGUUGCUGCUCAAAUAUGCCCCAAAUGCCGAUAUAUACGUCGCAAAAGUCACAGAGGGGUCCAGGAUUGAUUCAAAAGGGCUAUUUUGCGUGAGCCAGGCUAUCAACUGGGCCGUCCAGAACUGGCAGGUCGACAUCAUCAGCAUGUCCUUUGUUGUCGAGCACGAGCAUCCGGGCAUUGAAGAAGAACUGACGCAAGCUAUUGACCCCUCGUACGAGGGCCCGGGGAUCUCGAGAAAGAUCGUGUUUGCGGCUGCUGGCAACCGUGGAGGCAACUCUCUUAUGGGUUGGCCUGCACGAAGGAAUGGGGUCAUCGCUAUCCACGCCACAGACGGGCUAGGAUCUCCCGUGAACAUCAAUGCUAAUCCAGACCACAUGGGGGACAACUUUGCAACGCUCGGCCAGGACAUCGAAAUAGAGUGGACACCUGAAGGAAAGCAACACAAGGAAAAGAUCUACGUGACAGGCACCUCCUUCGCGACGCCGAUUGCUGUUGCGAUCGCAGCAAAUGUCCUUGAGUUCUCAAGCCUCGGCCGUAAGGACAUAUGGAGGUAUAAUCAAGUAACGGGGUCGGAUGGAUUCGGUCUGCCAGCCAAAGCCCCCGCGCUGCUUGGCGAAACAACUGACGGAGACAGCAGUAGCCUGGCCUAUCAUGGUGACGAGGCUUGCAUGGCUGCAGGUCAAGUCAGAAGAUCAUGUGUCUCAUUUUCAACCCCCUGGUCGUCCAUCUCACACAUCAGUCUUGUCGACUUGUUGUGUCUACCGAGACGCCAUCACCGGGAAGACCAAGCGCGGAACAUGGACCGACGAGAACAGGCCAGGAUUUCCGAAAUCUCGUGUGAAUUUGAGGAACUAUUCACACGGUAUGUCCAUGGGAGUCGCUCACACAUCAGUCCUGGCGACUUAUUGCCGCUACCGAGACGCCAUCCCCUGGAAGACCAAGCGCGGAACAUAGACCGACAAGAACAUACCAGGAUUUCCGAUAUCUCGCGUGAAUGCGACGAACUAUUUAUGCGGUAUGUCCAUGGGAGUCGGCCGCAACAGUUCGCUUUUCAGUCGUCUCAACAGCGCUUCUGGGCCUGGUGGCAUGCCUUCAACUCUUUCUCGAGACCUCGCCUGCCACUCAAUUUUCUGGCAAAUGAGGGAGAGAAUGCGGCGACCCAACAACGAGUAGAAUUACUGCUUGGGGUAUUAAGACUAAAUCUUAAACUUGCACUGCAGCCUACACAAGACAGCGAGAAAGUGGGCGUGUCAGACGAAAUCGAUCCACUAGGCACAUUAGAUAUAGCCCUGUUCGGCAUUGAUGGCUCUCUAAAGAGGCUUGAAAAGAUCGUCUCUGCAAUUCACAGAGGUGCGGCGGGGAGUUUGCAAGAACGAAUAUUUGCAUACGCAGGGGAAAAGAGGGACCUCAUUUUUGAGGAGUAUGUGAACCACCAAGUUCGAUGCUCUUCUCCUGGGCUCAGAAAGCUCCUCUUUGCCUCCAUUCUCUACCGCCAUUAUCGGAUUCUUCACGAACGUAGGACGGGCCAAAGACAACAGAGACGGAGCGACAGUGAGGAGAAGCGUUUCCAGUCGAAAAAGGAUAGUUACAUGAGAGAUAAGAGAAGGUAUAUCAAAAUACACCCUUCCCGAGGACUGGAGAUGUCGAUUACCCCAAAGCCCCUACCAUCGCUGCGGAACAGGAAAACGCCAUUUGCCCGAUUUGUAAAAAGACAUAUCCCGCCGCCGUGUUUGAAGGAGAACAGUGGAGACAACACCAGAUCUCAUGUGGACCAAGACUUGCAACCAUAUUUUUGCAUUUCCCAGCACUGCGCCAAGAACCUCCUAUUCUUUGCCAACAGCACAUCUUGGGUCCUGCAUAUGAGACAAGUACACACCACGAUGUGGGUUCGCCAUCUGCACAAUCCUGUGUUGUGGAAGUGUGCACUACCACACGACGGAAAGGUCCUUAUUGAACAUGGCACGGAGGAAGGCUUACUAGAGCACAUGAAGACUGAACACAAGGGUCUCUUCAAGAGUGAGGACCACCUGAGAAGCCUGGCUAGCAGCAGCGGUGUUCCCUUGCCUCAACCCCUGAAUAUUUGCCCAAUUUGCGACUAUAACCACUUGGACUCCAGAACUUGGGUCGGCGGCGAUCCCACUCAGCAGUCAGAGGUUGGAACUAAAGAGCAUGGGGAGAAUUCCCGCAACGCAGCUAUACAGUUUACUUUGCCCCAAGUUUCUUCCUCCGCAACAGAAGCGUUGCGGGAUCACCAGCAAACGGAGAGGUGCAUCAGCAAACACCUCAGAUCACUCGCGUACUACUUCUGUCACUACCUCAUCGAUAGCAGAGAUGAUCGUGAUCCAGACAUCGACAACAAAGAUAAACGUUAUCCAGACAAAGGAACUAUGCUAGAAGUGUGGCUUAACGAGGCGCGGAGUGAUGGUCCAUUUAAUCCCUGGGUGUUUGAACCGCGUAAAGGUCCUUCUUUCGCGAGCACGUACAGUGUGGAUCAAGUCAGCCGGGCUUUUAAUAACUCCAAGUAA